Molecule: messenger RNA, 1155 nt
Organism: Pelobates cultripes (western spadefoot toad)
Lineage: Eukaryota; Metazoa; Chordata; Amphibia; Anura; Pelobatidae
Source: the annotation of a GenBank genome assembly
CCUCGAGGAGAAUAUAAUUAUACAUCAAAUUUCCCAAGCCAAAAUAAUAAAUCAUAUGUACCAUACCCUCAAAAACAGAACCAUUAUGGAUGCAAUGACAAGUAUCAGAGGCCAGAUGAACAAAAUGAAAUGCCUUCUUCCCAGAACAAGUAUAAUGAUCAAUGGGGCAGCUUUAGACAGCCAUUCCGUGAGCAUGAUAUUGAAAGCAAGCACAAAGAAUAUGGAGGCGAUAUCUGUAGAUCAAAAGAUACUUUAUUACACCAUGCCCUUCGGACGUUUAGUGAACCACAUCUGAAUAAGGAUUAUAAUAUUAAGCCUUUUGAUAGGUACAAAAGAACACUUGUUCUUUUAAGAGGUGUCCCUGGCUCUGGAAAAAGUACAUUGGCACGUGGUCUGCUUGACCAGUGUCCAGAUGGCAUCGUGUUCAGCACUGACGAUUACUUUGGCCAGGAGGAAGGCUAUACAUAUGAUGUUAAACUGCUUGGAGAUGCACACAAUUGGAACCAAAACAGAGCCAAGAGAGCAAUGGAUGACGGAAGAUCUCCUAUUAUCAUUGACAAUACUAAUAUUCAGAAAUGGGAAAUGAAACCCUACGUACAAAUGGCCAUAGAAAGAGAUUACGGUGUGGAGUUCCUGGAACCAGACACAUGGUGGAAGCUUGACCCAUCUGAGUUGGAAAAGAGAAAUAAGCAUGGAGUACCGCGUGACAAGAUUUCCAAGAUGUUGGAACGAUACGAAUAUGAUAUGACUGUUCCAAAUGUUAUGGACUCGGUGGAACCUCCACACUUGAGUUCCUCAAGGAGGGCUCCACAGCCCAUGCAGAGAUGGGGAUCAUCUGUGGACUCUUUACAACACAGCACAUCAUUCCACAACAGAUGACCGUUAUUUAACUAAAGUUCGUUGUUGUUUUUUCCUUUCCCCACCAGCAUUUUUUACCUGCACUGGAGAAUCUUUAUAUUCAGUGUUUUAAACCUCAGAUAGGGGGUAAUACCUCAGAAACCAGGGAAUUGUGUGCAGAUAUUUUUUUUCCUUCUGCUUGCCCUUUUUAAAGUUUUUGUUGGGCAGCACUUUUUUUGCUGUCCGUAUUUACUUUGGUGGGUUAAUAUCAUUAUUGUGCAGAAGAGACUUUUGCUGUAAUAAAUAUUUAUGUUUUAU